Molecule: messenger RNA, 2404 nt
Organism: Lepus europaeus (European hare)
Lineage: Eukaryota; Metazoa; Chordata; Mammalia; Lagomorpha; Leporidae
Gene: CSNK1E
Product: casein kinase 1 epsilon
Exons: 12
Coding region: 110-1405 (431 amino acids)
Biological process (GO): endocytosis; signal transduction; peptidyl-serine phosphorylation
Cellular component (GO): nucleus; cytoplasm
Molecular function (GO): ATP binding; protein serine/threonine kinase activity
Source: RefSeq, a predicted model, not a curated record
GCGGCUCCGCGAAUCCUCCGGCAUCCGCCCCGGCGGGCCGCCCCCGCCCGCGGCAGCCCCCCGAGCAGCGGCCCGGCACCGGCGCCUUCCCGGCGGGCUAGAGCGAGUCAUGGAGCUGCGAGUGGGGAACAAGUACCGCCUGGGGCGGAAGAUCGGGAGUGGGUCCUUCGGAGACAUCUACCUGGGUGCCAACAUUGCCUCUGGUGAAGAGGUGGCCAUCAAGCUGGAGUGCGUGAAGACGAAGCACCCGCAGCUGCACAUCGAGAGCAAGUUCUACAAGAUGAUGCAGGGGGGAGUGGGGAUCCCGUCCAUCAAGUGGUGCGGCGCCGAGGGCGACUACAACGUCAUGGUCAUGGAGCUGCUGGGGCCCAGCCUCGAGGACCUCUUCAACUUCUGUUCCCGCAAGUUCAGCCUCAAGACGGUGCUGCUCCUGGCCGACCAGAUGAUCAGCCGCAUCGAGUACAUCCACUCCAAGAACUUCAUCCACCGAGACGUCAAGCCGGACAACUUCCUCAUGGGGCUGGGGAAGAAGGGCAACCUGGUCUACAUCAUCGACUUCGGCCUCGCCAAGAAGUACCGGGACGCCCGCACCCACCAGCACAUCCCCUACCGGGAAAACAAGAACCUGACUGGCACUGCCCGCUACGCCUCCAUCAACACCCACCUGGGCAUCGAGCAAAGCCGUCGAGAUGACCUGGAGAGUCUGGGCUACGUGCUCAUGUACUUCAACCUGGGCUCCCUGCCCUGGCAGGGCCUCAAGGCGGCCACCAAGCGCCAGAAGUAUGAGCGCAUCAGCGAGAAGAAGAUGUCCACGCCCAUCGAGGUCCUCUGCAAAGGCUACCCCUCUGAGUUCUCGACAUACCUCAACUUCUGCCGCUCGCUGCGGUUCGACGACAAGCCCGACUACUCCUACCUGCGCCAGCUCUUCCGCAACCUCUUCCAUCGGCAGGGCUUCUCCUACGACUACGUCUUCGACUGGAACAUGCUCAAAUUCAUGCGGCCCCCUCCGUGCCAGCCCCCUGCCCUUCCCUGUGGACGGCCCCAAGACCAACUAGGGUGCAGCCCGGAACCCCGAGGACGUGGACCGGGAGCGGCGAGAACACGAGCGCGAGGAGAGGAUGGGGCAGCUGCGGGGCUCUGCUACCCGGGCCCUGCCCCCUGGCCCACCCACGGGGGCCACCGCCAACCGGCUCCGCAGUGCAGCCGAGCCUGUGGCUUCCACGCCAGCCUCCCGAAUCCAGCAAGCUGGCAAUACCUCUCCCAGAGCGAUCUCGCGGGUGGACAGGGAGAGGAAGGUGAGCCUGAGGCUGCACAGGGGCGCGCCCGCCAACGUCUCGUCUUCAGACCUCACUGGGCGGCAAGAGGUCUCCCGGAUUUCAGCCUCACAGACAAGCGUGCCAUUUGACCACCUCGGGAAGUGAGGAGGACGGCCGUCGGACCAGUGUUUGCUUAGUGUCUUCACUGUAUUUUCUUCUAAAAAGCAACGACAGACAAGAUGGAGGAAAAAACCACUCAAAGAACAAAAAGGAAAAAAAACCCAGCACAAAACUGACGAUGGAGUUUGUUUCUUUAAUUACUUUUGCCAACUGCAAGAAGACGGGCCGCCCUCAGCACCGAGGACCCCUGUCCCCUUGCAUCACCCACCGCGUGCUCCCCAGGACAGCGGGCCACAGAGCCAGCCGCCAAGCCCCGCCCCAGCCACCACCACGGCCUGCUGGGAGCGGCCCAGCGGGACAGCGGAGACACUGAGAUGAGCGGCCAGAUGCCAGACGUUCUGGGGGGGCUUUCCCAGCACCCUCCGAGGCCCCGCGCAGGUGGAGGUGGGCCCGAGGCCCCGUGUGCCAGUGUGUAUGGAUUUGACCUGUUGUCCCCAGGGCCAGGUGCUCCGCGCUGCCUGCCAGGCCCCGUCUGUCCUCAUCCCCUAACAAGGACAUGGGGGUGGGCGGUGACCUCCACGUCCCUCAGGGCACAGGGGUCCCCGCCCCCCCCGCCCCCACUCCACCGUCAGCCUGUGCAGCCCCAUCGUCCACUCCUGGUCCUAGGGCGGAGUCUGUGGAGACCCUUCUCCAAAGCCCCUGGCUCUGGGUCAUAGGUGACUACUAGGUCCCCACGACCAGCUGAGGCCCCGCCCCUCGGAGGAGGGCCCGGCCAGUCUGGGCGUGGAUUUAUGCAUUCUUCCGGUUAACACCUGUUUUUGUUUUUAUUUUUUGUUUGUUUUCUCUGUGUGUGUAUUUCCUAAUUUAUUUACCUCUGUUUCCCUGUUUUCCUUUUUUUUUUUUAAUUAAGGAGCAAAGCUUUUUAUUACUUUGUAAUUUAAAAAACUGAAAAAAAAAAUACUGAAGAACUUUGGGGGGAAUUUUGUACUUUUUUCCUGUGUAAAUAUUGGACUUUUUUGAGCUUUAUU